Molecule: messenger RNA, 967 nt
Organism: Pseudocercospora fijiensis CIRAD86
Lineage: Eukaryota; Fungi; Ascomycota; Dothideomycetes; Mycosphaerellales; Mycosphaerellaceae
Exons: 7
Coding region: 164-967 (267 amino acids)
Source: RefSeq, a predicted model, not a curated record
GGUUGCCACGGUCGGCGAGCUUCAGCGCAUCUCGACAGACUUGGAUGCACCUGCGAUACUGCUCGUGCACGAACAAGGCUUUGAUGUAUCGCAAUGCCAUGCGGUAUGCUGGGGAGGAAGCAGUUGGUGCAGAAUCCAUCAUCGCGACCGUCGAUUGGCGGCGAUGUGUCGGCUUGGCGGCAGCAUGCAGAGGAAAGCGAGCGUGUGGAGUGGGAAGAGCAGAAGAAGCUGGCGACGGCUUGUCGGGGUCGGUGUCGGUGUCGGUGGUGCUGGAGGUGAAGUGAGUGGAAGAAAGCUGGCGAGAGCGUGUGGAAUGGGAUGGGAUGGGAUGGGCGCGCGCCAGGACGGCAAGCCAUCAUCUCAGAUGCUUCCGCAUGUGAUGAGUGUGGAAGGUGGGUGGGAGCGUCAACAACCUGGAACUCUUUUGGUCGAUGUCGAAACAGCGCAGCGCCCCUACGGUACCUUGCCGGCAGUGACAUGGCGACCGCACAUCGAUUCAGAUCUGCUUGUCAUCUCGUACGCACGCCCGCCCGCCCGCCCGCCCCCGAUUGCUCUGUGUUCCAUACCAACGCGUCCUCAACUGCUCCUUUCACAAACGCCGUCGAAUCUCUGCUGCGUUUCAUCUUUCGAGUCACGGGCCAUCACUCUCAAAGCAUUUGAUGACGCAGCGAGGGAGAGAUACAUCAUCGAAGAGCGGCAGCAAGAAGAAGAAGAAGAAGAUGAGGAGAUGCCUCGUCAUCUUAGAAUAACCUUCCUGCGCCUGAAUACGUUAUUGCUCCCAUCCGAAAUCAAUGCCGAUACGUACACCUCAAUAUCAUUGCCAGCUUCGACAUCCACCAUGACGGAAAAGCACCCUUGGGCAGUCGCUAAGGAACACAUCUUAUUCUAUCACAUGCGCGACGCUAGACUCUGCUUCCUCGGCAGGGCUGGAUUACUUCAUGUGCUUCCAGAAUGUUUCAUGCUCUGA